CGAACAAGCCAGCACUGGAUUGGAUGGUCAACACAUCGAUGGAACUAAGGGCUUACUAUAGUAGCAGUACUGCCCCAUAAUCAGAUGCCUGACUGCCGUCGACAUAAACCCAAAAGAUGGCCGCAAGCUGUCUUGUUUUAUCGUCCUUGUUCCCGUCCAAUACCUCAUCAGUGGUGCGCAUCCGUUCAAUAGCCCGUGUUUGGUUUGCCGACUAGUACUUGAUACUUAGUAGCGAACAUCCUUCUUUAAGCAAUACGACUACUACUAGUAGUACUACUUGCCCCUCGAUCAACGGACCUAGUGCUCUUACCAAACCCCGCUCCCAAUCUCGUCAACAUGCCCAUCAACUUCCACCUCAGCGCAAGCGAAGCCGCCACGCGUGCCGCUGCAGCGAACUUCGCUGAGCACAUCCUCAAGCCAGCGCGGGCCGAGUACCUCCAGCACGAGGAGCACCACAGGCGGUUCCAGGCCACGCAUCCGGCCUAUGUCGCCGCCGUGCAGGGAGGCCUGCUCAAGGGUCAGAUCUCGCCGGCGCACGGGGGCAGCGGCGGGAGCCUGGUCGAGACAGCCAUCAUGGUGGAGGAGUGCUACGCCGUCGAGCCGUCCACGGCACUCACCAUCUUCGCGACCGGGCUGGGGCUGACCCCGCUGAACAUAGCAGCGGGCAAGGCCGGGCAGCACGCCGAGUUCCUCGCUCCCUUUCUCCGCGGUGAGGGCGCGCCGCUGGCGUCGCUAGUGUUCAGCGAGCCGGGGGGAGUCGCCAACGCGAUGGAGAAGGGCGUGCGGGGUUUCCAGACCACGGCGCGUCGCGACGGCGACGAGUGGGUUAUCGACGGCGAGAAGAUGUGGGCGACUAACUGUGCCGGGUGGGAUUUCAAGGGGUGCGACCUGGCCUGUGUUGUCUGCCGCGACGUCACAGAGGGCAUAUCGAAGCCCAACGGCGACCCGAAGGACAGCGUCAUGAUCAUCCUGGUAACGCGCGCCGAUCUCGACCGCAGCGGGCCCGGCGCGUUUGAGGUCCUGCGCCACAUCUCCACGCCGGGCCACACGUCGGUCUCGGGACCUCAUGUCCGGUACACCAAUGUCCGCGUGCCGGCCAAGAACGUUCUCUGUCCGCCGGGGCAGGGUGCGCAGGUUGCCUUCGCCUCGUUCGACGCCAGCGCGGUCCUCGUCGGUGCCAUGGGCGUUGGGGUCAUGCGCGCGGCGUUCGAUGCGGCGCUGGCGUUUGCCAAGCGCGACUCGCGCAACGGCGCGGUGCCGUUGCUGGAGCGACAGGCCUUUGCGGACCUGCUGUCGGGCGUCAAGAUGCAGACCGAGGCAGCGCGGGCUCUGACCUGGAAGGCAGCUCAUGCCAUGGAACAUGGUCCGGGGAACUAUGAUGCCCGAAGGGAGUUGGCUCUGGCCGCCAAGGUCUACUGCAGCGAUGCCUCUGUACAGGCCUGCAUGGAUGUCAUCAACGCCGUGGGAGUGACGGCGUAUGACCUGAGCCAGCCCUUCGCGGAAUUGCUGAACACCGCAAUAGUGCUGCCCAUCUUCGAUGGCGGCAAUGUCGGCAUCCGGAGACGCCACCUGCAGCAGCUUAUGCUCUCGCCAACAUACGAUGCGUGGGCUGCCACUUUCGGGCCAUCAUCAGGGAAGCAGUGAGACGGAAGGCGUGGAAACGGACAGGAUCAAGAAACGUCGAGGAGUGGAUUGACCCAGUUGCCUUACUAUUUCAUGCUCGCGAGCAGUCAAUUGAGAAGACGGCAUUUGAGGGGUCGGGCAGCAUCGGGAUUGCACGAUGACCGGGUCACCGGGAGAAUGAGCUGCUGCCUGGAGAAGCUGAAAAGUUAAAACUCAGUUUGAUGCAUCAUGCAUCGACACUAUUGAUGACCCGCACACGGGACGCGCUGGCCCCUGUGCUGGGUAGGCCGAGUUCGCUUACAUUCACGCCCGAGCUCAUGCAACUAAGGUAGCAAUAGGUACCUAAGAAUGCCAAGUUGACGCGACAGCACGUGCACCUUUUUCCUGACCACUAACCGCUGC
This is a messenger RNA of Chaetomium strumarium, 2025 nucleotides long. Its product is annotated as acyl-CoA dehydrogenase/oxidase. NCBI's taxonomy places the organism in Eukaryota, Fungi, Ascomycota, Sordariomycetes, Sordariales, Chaetomiaceae. The transcript is spliced from 2 exons. Gene Ontology annotation, biological process: fatty acid beta-oxidation using acyl-CoA dehydrogenase; butyrate catabolic process. Bases 337 to 1644 code for a protein of 435 amino acids. Gene Ontology annotation, molecular function: flavin adenine dinucleotide binding. The record is from RefSeq and is a predicted model, not a curated record.